Molecule: messenger RNA, 1639 nt
Organism: Aspergillus pseudotamarii
Lineage: Eukaryota; Fungi; Ascomycota; Eurotiomycetes; Eurotiales; Aspergillaceae
Exons: 2
Coding region: 87-1559 (490 amino acids)
Molecular function (GO): protein binding
Source: RefSeq, a predicted model, not a curated record
AAAGAAAGAACAACAAACCACCGCACUCCCUCUCCCUCUCCCAAACAACCCACCCACCCACACACAUACUGACAUACUCAUACACAAUGUCCCUCACAAGACCCCCAAUCCCCCUCCGAAAAUGCCCACGCCUCUUCCCCCGACCAAUCCUCCGAUCCCCCGUCACCACCAACCAACAUCACCGCCAAACCACCCCAACAACAACACCAACCAUCAAACAAUUCCACACCACCCCAAAACCCAAUGCCGCCCGCUCCCCGUCCGUCCGCCGUGCCGAAGCAGCCCAGAAACGCCCCCAACAACCCCGAAUCGCAGCCACCUACACUGAAGACGGCCUCCUCAAGACCCCAGCACAAGGCGACCUUCCCCAGCGCCAGCGAUUCCUCGACUCCGCGUCUAAAACCCUCCACGACGAAGCACGCAAAUAUGGUGGCGUCACCGUCGAUUAUCCUACGUUUGUUCGGAUCGCGAAAGAGCUCUUUAAUGUCGCGUAUACCUAUCCGCCGGCGGCGCAUCUUGUUCAACGGAUUGGGGGUGAUAUAGACGAGGUCUUCAAGAUAGGCUACCACAUUGGCACAAACGACAUGAGCUUCAAGGAAUGGGUACUAGCAGCGUGCAGUCUUGCCGGGGCGCGAGGACCCGUAUUAUACCAGACUGCGCGAUACCUAGCCAUAACAGCACGACGGGGCACGGAAGUGCGGCAAACGGCUGUGCUGGACAAGCUGGAGGAAAUCGGACACACGAGUAACGAUCCCCGGGCGCUGCAGCUUCUUGCGCAGGUGCAGGGCCGGCGGGGGAAAUAUACCCAGGCCUUGGAACUUAUGGAGGCGGUGUUGGCGCGGAUCCAUCCGUCGAAGAAGGCGCCUAGCGGGGCGGAACAUUCAUAUCUGAUUUCGGAGGUUAUGGAAACGCCGUGGCGGGUAUAUGCGGGGUUGAAGGAGAAGGUGGGCGAUCCGAUGGGAGCAGAUGAGGUGAUGCGUCGCGCGGCGCUGGAGUAUGAGGAUCCGAGGGCGUUGCAGGAUUAUGCGAGUUUGUUGAUGCGGGAGAUGGAUUUGGAGGGCUAUGAGGAGUGUAUGAGUAAGGCGGCUAGUUCGGGGGAUGCGAUGGCUUGUCUGAAACUGGCGAACUUUUACUAUCUCACGUCGAAGGGGUGGUUUCCUCGACGAGGGGUCAAGGUGUCGGAGGGGGAUAAUGCGAAGGCGACCCCAAAGGCGACCCGAACGGUUGAUCCGGCCAAGCCGGUUGAGGAGAAGAAGCCCGGCGCGCUGGGGAGGUUCUUUUCGUUCCUUUCUGCGGACGUCAAGUCGCAUGCCGAGUACCGGAAGUUGGCGGUGGAUUGGUACGAGCUGGCGGUUAAGCAUGGAGGCUCACGGGCUGCGUUGCUGCUCGCUAUUAUCGAGCGUGAGGAUGGGAAUUAUGAGGCGGCGUGGGAGCUCUUCCGGUCCUCGCGGACUGACGAUGCGAAGGAGUUUAUGCCGACGUCCCAGGAUGAGCUUGUGAAGGCCUGGCGGGAUGCGACGUUUCGGCCUGAGGUGCCGCUUCAGUUGCUUGAUCUUUGAUGGAGCUAUAUCUAUAGCUGGAUGGUCCGCUGAAGGAUGAUGAUGUGUGGUUUGUUUACUGUGUGUUUGGUUGAUUCCCG